CAUGACAUACUGAACCUUCACUGCGAACCGUCGGCGCCUGCACCGCUCUACCGCAUUGUAAUCGUCUUGGAUCACAUCUGAACAUGUCCCAAGAGUCGGGCAUGUUCUCGGUCCGCCGUCCGCGCGAGACCCUAGGCCCCGUCACCACAAACACGUCGGCGAUCCCGAUGCCGUCGUCGGCCAUGAAGCGCUCGAGCUCGAUAUCGAACAUGCCGCAGCCCCAGUUCCCACCCAACAAUGCGCGCUCCCAGUCAGGCAGUAGGAUGUCGCUGGCCCCAGGCCGCCCGAGCCAGCCCCUCUUCCCGCGCUCGUCUUCCGGCACAAACCUCGCCGAGACGGGCUUCCAGUCUGUGCAUCGCAACUCGACCAGCAAUGUUUUCGGCGGCGCGAGCAGCGGGAGGAAGAGUUUUGCGCCAGGCGCGUCCAUGUUCCAAACACCAGCACCGCCGUCGUCAGGUUCCGCGUUCGAGCAAAGCGCACAACGACGCAGCAGUGUGUUCAAAUCGCGACAGUCACAUGGCCCUGGUCAGUCGGGCAUCAAGCAGUCGUUUUUCCAGACGGCCCCUCUUCCAGCUGUGCCCCCCCCAGACCCACGACGACUGAAAGAUGCGAGCACGCGAUCGCACCUGGCACAGGAGCUCCUCGAGUACCUGACGCAUAAUAACUUCGAGAUGGAGUCCAAGCAUGUGCUCUCCAACAAAGCCAUGACAUCGCCAACCCAAAAAGACUUCAACACCAUGUUCCAGUGGCUGUACAACCGCAUCGACCCCAGCUAUCGGUUCCAGAAGUCAAUCGACCAGGAAGUCCCCAUACUUCUGAAGCAGAUGCGCUAUCCUUUCGAAAAGUCCAUCAUGAAGUCGCAGAUUGCAGCUGUGGGUGGAAACAACUGGUCAACCUUCCUUGGACUGCUCCACUGGAUGAUGCAGCUUGCGCGUCUCAUGCAAGCGUAUGAGGCUGGGUCGUACGAUGACGCUUGCUUCGAGGCUGGCUACGAUGUCUCUGGCGACCGAAUCAUCUUCGACUUCCUGACAGACGCCUAUAGCACCUGGUUAUCAGCCGAAGACGACGAUGACGAUGCAGAUGCUCAAGCCCGCCACAUUCAGCCACACGUUGACGCCAUGGCUUUGAAGUUCGAGUCAGCGAAUUCUCAGCACCAUGAACAAGUCAAAUUGCUCGAAGCUGAGCACAAGUACCUCCAAGACCAGAUCGAAGAGCUUGGAAAGUCUGGCCCCAGGAUCCAAAAACUCGAGGAGCAGAUCAAGAUUCUCGAGGAAGACCGCAUCAAGUUCGAAAAUUACAACAACUCGAUGGAUGCCAAGGUCAAAAAGUACAAUGAUCGAUGCUCGUUCCUCGAGAAGAACAUUGAGGAGAUCGAAGCUGAGCUCGAAGCGUCGGAGAAGGAACAGCAAGAGCUUCAGGCUAUUAUUGAUGGCCGGGGCAUGACUGUCGCAGACAUCGACCGUAUGGCUGCAGAAAAGGAGCGACUAGACUCCGCCCUCCAAGCAACCUCAACCCGCCUCGAAGAGUCCAAGAAACGCGUCGCAGAAAAGGAACUUGGCGCAUCUCGAAAGCUUGACGAGCUCGAGCAAACCAUCGAACGCUACAACAACCUAGGGUACCAAAUCGGCGUCAUACCCUCGACAGCCGUCAACGCAAAGGGUCAGGACUACGAGCUCGUCCUCACAGUGACCGAUGGCCCCAACUUCUCCAGCUCACAAAUGGGCGGUUCCUCACAAGAACCAUCAGACCGUCUGCUCCACGACUCAGGCACAGGCUACUCACCCCACCACCUGCUGAACCUCGAUCUCCGCGGCAACGUGAAAUCCAACAUCCUCAGCCUCCGCAAAGAGAUCGCCGAGCGCAGAAACUCGGCGCUGGAAGCAGACAUGAACAACCACGACCUGCUCGACAAGAUCAAAGAAGCAAUGGACGACAAGCAAGCCGAAGUCGAAGCCCUUGGCCACCGCGUCGCACAGGCAGAAGAAGAGCUGGAGAAACUCCGCGAAAUCACAAACACGCAGAAGAGCCAGAGCGACGCCCAAAUCGAACGCAUGGAAAAAGAACUCUCGCGCAUGCGCAGCGGCCUCGGCGAGUCCGUCCAGCUGAUGGUCCAGAGAGAAAUGGCUGUUAAUAUCGAGUACGAACAACUCCAGCUCCGCGCAAACUCGCUGCGCGAAGAACUGCACACGGAAAUCGAGCGCAUGCUCGACGACAUCGUGCGCUUCAAACUCCAUGUCCAGCGCAGUUUGGAGGAGUACGAGCAGUUCAUUGCGGACGAAGUCGAGCGCAGCUGCGAAGAGCAGGAUGAACUUGCUGACGGUGACGAGGAGGAGGAGGGCGAGACGGAGGAGAUGGACGAGGAGUGAAAAGUGCCUAUCUGACGAUCUGCUUUAAUGAAGUCAUGAUGGUGUUUUGGAAGGGCCUGGCUCGGUUCGGUUUUUGAGGGUCUUUGUCUUGGUGAAUGGCGCUUGGCUUGGCUUGACUUGACUUGGGUGUUGGAGUUGGAGUUGGAGUUGGAGUUGAACAGGGGAUGAUGAUCUCUAAGAUACCUAUCGUUGCGUUCUGGAUAGCUUUGAAUUUUGCACAUUCGCAUUCUACU
Messenger RNA from Dothidotthia symphoricarpi CBS 119687, 2599 nucleotides. RefSeq lists its product as uncharacterized. Bases 84 to 2366 code for a protein of 760 amino acids. The record is from RefSeq and is a predicted model, not a curated record. Gene Ontology annotation, biological process: attachment of mitotic spindle microtubules to kinetochore. Gene Ontology annotation, cellular component: Ndc80 complex. Lineage: Eukaryota; Fungi; Ascomycota; Dothideomycetes; Pleosporales; Dothidotthiaceae. The transcript has 3 exons.